Molecule: messenger RNA, 6282 nt
Organism: Acanthochromis polyacanthus (spiny chromis)
Lineage: Eukaryota; Metazoa; Chordata; Actinopteri; Pomacentridae
Product: RING finger protein 145
Exons: 12
Coding region: 267-2564 (765 amino acids)
Cellular component (GO): endomembrane system; endoplasmic reticulum
Molecular function (GO): ubiquitin protein ligase activity; zinc ion binding
Source: RefSeq, a predicted model, not a curated record
GCAUGCUCAGUAUAUCCUCCUCAGUACUAGGGGUAAUGGCUGCGAGGUAAGAUGAGCGGAUGGGCCGCGUCCUUUCUGUGUGAAGCGCUCCCAUCGAGAGGACCGUUAACUCGGGCGGUGCCGAGUUAAAAUGGUCGAUAUCCGACCCGAAAAGCAUCCCGAAACCGUUGUACAUAGUGCGAACAUCGUCCUUCAAACAGCACCCACUGUUAACAUCCUGUCGUAGUGGUCAGUUCUGCCUGCUGAUCAGAGAUUAAGCUGAAGCCAUGGCAGUGAAGGACCGUGUAGAGGCUGUGCUCAAUGUGGGUUUGCGUGUUCCCAGCAUUAUGCUGCUGGAUGUCCUGUACCGCUGGGACGUCAGCUCCUUCUUCCAGAAGAUCCAGCGUUCCAGCCUCUCCAACAACCCCCUGUUUCAGUACAAGUACCUGGCACUCUACCUGCACUAUGUCGGUUACAUCCUGAGCUUGGUGCUCUUGACUCUGCCUCGUCAGCACCUGGUUAAACUCUACCUGUACGUUCUUACGGCCCUGCUGCUGUUCGCUGGUCACCAAGUGUCAAGGGAUUAUGUUCGCAGUGAGCUGGAGUCUGGCUAUGAAGGACCUGUCUACCUGGAACCGCUCUCCAUGAACAGAUUCACCACUGCUCUCAUAGGUCAGCUGGUGGUGUGUACGCUAUGCUCCUGUGUGAUGCAAACCAAGAGGAUUUGGCUUUUCUCUGCUCACCUCCUCCCUCUGGUGGCCAGACUCUGUCUUGUCCCGCUGGAGACUAUUGUCUUCAUAAAUCGGUUCUCCAUGAUCUUCACAGGCCUGGAGGUCAUUUAUUUUCUGGCUUCUAACUUACUGGUACCAUAUAACCUGGCCAAAACCGCCUACAGAGAGCUGGCUCAGGUGGUAGAAGUGUACGGGCUGCUUGCUUUGGGUAUGUCUCUGUGGAACCAGCUGGUCCUUCCAGUUCUCUUCAUGUGUUUCUGGCUGUUGCUGUUCGCUCUGCAGAUCUACUCCUACUUCAGCACAAGAGACCAGCCUGCCUCAAGGGAGAGGCUCCUUUUCCUCUUUCUUACCAGUAUUGCAGAAUGUUGUAGUACCCCGUACUCUCUGCUGGGUCUGGUCUUCACCGUCUCCUUCAUCGCUCUGGGAGUUCUCACAUUGUGCAAGUUUUACCUGCAAGGCUACAGAGCCUUUAUGAAUGACAACACCAUGCACAGAGGAAUGACAGAAGGCAUCACGUUGCUGAUUCUUGCUGUCCAAACUGGCCUCAUCGAGCUGCAAGUCAUCCACCGAGCCUUCCUCCUCUCCAUCAUCCUCUUCAUUGUUGUUGCUUCUAUCCUGCAGUCCAUGCUGGAAAUCGCUGACCCCAUAGUCCUGGCCUUGGGAGCAUCCAGAGAUAAGAGUUUGUGGAAGCACUUCCGAGCUGUGUCUCUGUGUCUCUUCCUGCUGAUCUUUCCAGCCUACAUGGCCUAUAUGAUCUGUCAGUUCUUCCACAUGGACUUCUGGCUUCUCAUCAUCAUCUCCUCUUCAAUUCUCACAUCACUGCAGGUUCUUGGUACUCUGCUGAUCUAUGUUCUCUUCAUGGUGGAGGAGUUCCGUAAAGCUCCAGUAGAGAACAUGGAUGAAGUCAUCUACUGUGUGAAUGGGACCUACAGAUUGCUGGAGUUUCUGGUUGCAGUGUGUGUGGUGUGCUACGGCGUGUCAGAGACUGUAUUUGGGGAGUGGAGUGUGAUGGGCAGCACCAUUAUCCUCGUCCACUCGUACUAUAACGUCUGGCUCAGAGCCCAGCUGGGCUGGCAGAGCUUCCUCCUCCGGAGGGAUGCUGUAAACAAGAUCAAAAGCCUCCCUGCAGCGAGCAGCACACAGCUGGAGCAGUACAAUGACAUCUGUGCUAUCUGCUACCAGGACAUGAACAGUGCUGUGAUCACUCCAUGCAGUCAUUUCUUCCACGCUGGCUGUCUGAAGAAAUGGCUGUAUGUCCAGGAGACAUGUCCUCUCUGUCACUCACAAUUAAAGAGCCAAUCACCAACCACCAGUGUCCCCAAUCAAGACACUCCUGUGGCCAAUCAGAGCCCCGCUGGACAAGAAGAUGCCCCAGCCAACAAGAAGCAGGACGAUGACACUCCACCAGAUGAUGAUAAAGAGGAGGAAUCAGUGCAGCAAGAAGGAGAUAACAGACCUGCCAUGUCAGCUGGAGAAACAUCUUCCUCCUCUGCUCCCCUGCACCUUGUCAGGCCUCCAUUGUCAUCUUCCUCUUGUUCUUCUUCCCCUCUUGUGACUGAUUCUCUGCAGACCCAGCUGACCCCAGAUCAUUCCCCUUUGUCUUCCUCCUCUACCUCUGAUGCAUUAAACAUGGCUCCAUCUCUCUCUGACACCCUCAUCCCUUCCAUCUCACAUUACUCAUCUUCAGAGGUACUGGCCCAAGCAGAGAUAACCCCUGCUGAACCUGAGCCCACUCCUAAGCUAAACUCAGCCUCCCCACAAGACAGCCAGGAGUCGUCUACUGGUCCAUCAUCACAGUCUGACCAGCCCACGUCUCUUUCUGACGAACAUUCUCCUCGUUCAUGCAGCCUCUGAGCCACAUCGUGUCACACACAGCAUACAUGCAUGCACAUGUACACACACAAUCUAAGUACUCCAUCUGCUUAUAUUUUCCUUGUCCGGCCUUUAGCACUCCCAUCAUGUUAGAAAUCCAACUCUUUCGUAUCCAUUUUUAAAAGAAAGAAACCCUGAACAAUCUCCAACCAGAUAUUCAUCACUCAGUAUUACAAAACAUGACAAUGGUUACAACUUCAUAAAAUGUUGCUACUUUUGAGGCAGUUGUCUGGCAACAGUUAAUCUAAAUGAGUCCCAUGACAAGCCAGCAGUGAUUUCAUCACAGGCACAACUUUUAUUUUUUCUCUUUUUGGCAUGAAUUCAAACUUGACACACAAACGGGGAUGCAGUAAUUUCAUCUCAGAAGUAAUUGGGAGUUGUAAAAUAUCUCCACAUAAUGUGAAAUCCUGAAAGAUGAUGAUCAUCACAUAUUUUAAUUUUCUCGUUUUUGUCCUUUUUAUGUUGACAUUAGACCUAUAGUGUCAUUUCCAAAAUCACACUUUUGUCCUUCUCAUUUCACUGCUUACAUUUGAUGUGGUGGUUGCUCCCAUCCUGCCUUUGUAUGUGCAGCUUUACUUUCAUUCCUGUACAUGUUGUAGCACGUGGGUUUCUCUGUAGUCAUGUAUGUGCCAUGAUUUAUUGAGGAACGGAGCAGAGGUUCGAACCCUUUUAAAAGACUAUUGAUGACUGAUGGUUGAAUUUUAAAUCAUGACAAAGUCUUAACAUUUCAUGAAGUCUACAAAUUCUUCAGUUUAAAAUGAUUAUUGUUUUUCACUGCUGGACAACAGUAGUUCUGUGUAUCAGAGGAUACGAAGCAGUAACAGAGACUGAAUGUUGUUUCUUGAGGCCAUCACAUGACCUGAAGCCUGGUGCUAAGCAGAGGAUACAUGCAAUGGUCCAGUUAAGUGUUCCAGUGUGAACAAAUCAAUGGGUUCACAUGGGAUAACUCAUUAAUUUCAUGUGUCAAGCUUUCAAGAUUAUACUGCUUCAGUAUCUGAAUCAAACUUGUUUGGCUGGUCCCAGCAAAAACAGUUCUAUUCCUCAUCGCCAAACUUUUGUAUUAAUGUAAAAGAAAUGUUAUUUUUGAGCUAAUUUUUACAUUUCCGCUUUAUCGGACACCACACAGUGCAGAUGGACUGAGAAAAAGAGGGGGGAGAGAGAGAGAGAGAGGACGGAAGUAAAUGCAACAGAGGCCACAGUUUAUAUUUGAACCUUCAGCAUUGAGAGAUUGUGGAGUAUAAACUAGUCCACAGAGCUGGCAAGGAGCCCAAACUUUGCUGUCGUUGGCUUUAUUUCAUUCAUGUUACCACUUCACCCUCGCCCUCCUUGGCUGAGCUUAUCCUAAACCGGUGUCGUUGAUCGUUGGAACUCUAUCAUGGCAGGAGCCAAUCACAUCACUCCAUCCAAUCACUUCUAAGAACCCUGUGUUUUUAAAAACAUCGUUAUUUUUUUCUGCUUUCUGCUGCUCUUCCUCUUCACUCCGUAAACGUUACUACCAGCAAAUUGAGCCAUUUCCACAUGCUAACACACACGCGCUCAGUCGGCUCCUGUGCUUAGCAGACGGGGAAGAAAAGUGUGUUGAGUUGAAAGACUAAAACUUGAGAAUGCCGAGUCCUGAUGCACGCUUAUAUGUAGAGCUUGCACGCUGCCACUCUUACCACAGAAUUUGUUUGUCCCCAGUGUGCUCUAACCUUGCUAUCAAUGUUUUUUCUACCAUUCUUCUUUCUUUUUGGGUUGUAUUUGCACUAAUGUCAUUUAUACUAGCAAUGCUCCAAAGCUGUUCUGUGGCUGUCAGCAACCAAAUACCCUCUGAUGUCUGUGUACGAGGAAACAGCCCAAUCUGUUUGUGUGUGUUGUAUAUAAAUGUUGCUCUGUACGACAUCUAUAUUAAACCAGAGGAGUGUUGAUAUAUAUAUAUAUAUAUAUAUAAAUAAGAUCAGGGCUUGAUUUCUCCAAAGCUUCCUAGCGGUUGGACUGUUCUUUGUUUCUCUACAUGCCUGUGAACAAAGACAAACCUGUGGCUAUGAAGCUUUUGGGAGACCGAGCUGUCUGAUCUGUGAGACCAGCCAGCGUUACUGCUUCUCCAGUCUGCAUGAUGCAUCUUCAAGCUGGUGUGAUCACUCCAGUGCCCUCUACUGUUAGGAGUGGGAUCAGCAUGGCGCAGAUAAGACUGGAGAUGUCCUAGUUAACCCUCAACAGUAUUAUUUACUACCACUAUUACUAAAGGUCUUAUUACCAUGAAUGACUUUAUUGUUGACAUUGGAAAGCGUUGGCCGCAGGGCUGAGAAUGAAUACAUGAUCAGUGUAGGAUCAAACCGGGCCAACGCUCUUUAACUUUUUUGUGUUUAUUUUUUUAAGAGAUGAAAUGUAGAGUUUGAUGUAUUUUGCACAUAUUCCUCUGAAAGGUGAACAUAAGGACUUUCUGUGUACGACUUCUCAUUUUAUCACCAACUCCAUUCCAUAGGCUUUGAUUUCAAACCUGAAAUGGUUCCGAACAUUUGGACGGCUUCACACACAUUUGGUUUUUGUUGUGGCGCAUUUGCAGAAGGAUCACCUGCGCGAUAAAAUGCAACAUGCUCCACAAGGCGAUGGCUGUCAUUGGCGGCUGUGUGCGAGUUUGCAUUGCAGUAAUAUAAAGAACUAGCAGGGAAGCCGGCCAGCUGUUGAUUCCACACGUAUUUGCUCAGUUUUUGCUCCAUGUUGGAGAAGUUGCAGUCUCUCCAAGCGACAUUUUGUCAUACUGUCUGGGACAGUUUAACAUCAGAUGUUUUAACUAAGCUCAAUAUUUAAUCUUUGACUGAAUAACCUGUUCAUCUGAUAACUGUAGAAUGAUUGAAGACAUCGCACAUUUCAAAAGUAUAAAUGAAUUAUUUGCAUUUCAUUCCAUCUGAGAUUCCAGCUGCAGGACUGACUUCAUGUAAAAAGCAUCAGUGAGCUAAAAUAUGCCAAGAAAUAUAUGAAGUAUCACUGCUGCUUCUCAUUGAGAGGCAUUCUUUCUAAUUCUCAGAACCUGUGUGUUGCCGAGAUUGUAAAGCAAAACACUUUCCAUCAAUCAAUCCUUACAAUGUACAUAUCAGUUAAAAAGGUUUGUUGCUUUAUUUUUUGCAUCUGAUUUACUUGUUAAUAAAACUCAUGGAAGUAUAUUUUAAUUUUAGAAAUGGCUCCAUUAAAAGUGAUUGUUUAACCAGAAGAAAUAAUAACUUUGGCCCAUGUUACAGCAAAAAUCUUUGAAGUCAGACCUGCAUCAGAAUUCAGUUGCAUUUUUCACAGUUCUUUGUAAAAAAAAAAAAAAAAAACUCCUAAUGUUGAAGGUGAAAGUAAAUAUGAAAUAGAAUCAGCAGCUGGCAUGGUUGGGCUCUGCUAUCAGAUUUUGUGUAUCUGCUGAAUUCAUGUUUAACACCGCCGUCCAGUGCCGUCGCCUCCGAUUGACUGGUGUGCUGAGAUUUACCUCAGAAAGACGGCUCACGUACGGGGCUGCUCUCACUGAGACUCCCUGCAGAUUUUAUGACAGUUUUGUUCUUUUGUCUGUUUAGUUUCUCCACACACAAAUUUCGGACCUGUUCUGUAAAACCUGGCUCCGGAUGCCAGUCGUGUUCUGUUAAGAAAAUGCUCCACAGUUGGUUUUGGACUUUAUGCCUGGCAUUGCCUUGGUUAUUUUACAAAAGUUGAAUGUCAAAUAAAAUGAACCAUCCACUCUGGA